CUGUAAAUUUAGUAUUUGAAGAAACGGAGGAGAUAUUAGACUAGAGGCACAGAAAGAAGAGAAGAGAAAGAAUGGGAACAGUGGGUGGUGGGGGUUUUGGAAUGUGGAGAAUCCCCCAUUCUAAUUUUGAUGAAAAUGGAAAAAGAAUCAGAAAGAAUAUUCCCAAUUCAUCAUCUGGGUCAUCACCAUCAUCAGUAGUUGUUGGUGGAUGGUUUCCAUUAAAGCAAGCAGUGACAGCCGCCAGUCUUGCCCUAACCGGUGACACCAUUGCUCAGCUCCGAGACAGAUAUCAACAUCAUUCUGAUAGUAAUAAUAAUGAUGAUGAUCCUCAUCAGGAUGCCAGAUGGAGUCUCAUGGACCAUAAUUGGCUUAGAGCACUAAGAAUGGCUUCAUAUGGGUUCCUUCUCUAUGGACCUGGUUCUUAUGUCUGGUACCAGUAUCUUGAUCGUUGGAUGCCACAACAGACGGCACAAAAUGUCUUGAUUAAGGUAGUGUUGAACCAAAUCGUACUUGGUCCCUCUGUUAUUGCUGUUGUUUUUGCAUGGAAUAAUCUAUGGCAAGGGAAGCUUGCUGAACUCCCAAACAAGUAUCAGAAAGAUGCUCUACGUACCUUGCUUUUUGGGUUCAGAUUCUGGAUUCCUGUUAGUGUGAUUAAUUUCUGGGCAAUUCCUCUUCAAGCCCGUGUUGCUUUCAUGUCAUUGAAUUCUAUAUUCUGGAAUUUCUACUUGUCAUCGACUAUGAGCAAGUGAGCAUGUCCAUGCUUUUCCUUUGAGGCUUGUCUUUGACCAGCAGGUGGUUCCAAUCUCCAUCACCAGGUAGCUGUUGCAGUUUAUUACUCUUAAUAAGUGGGAUCUCACCAUACACAUUUAUAUCUGUACACGAGCUCACUAGGCUUACACGUUUACGUGCAUUUCCAGGCUCUCAGAUUUAGGUGCAACGUGCAAACCAUCUUGAAGAAUGAAGUAAGAUGGAACUGACAGAAAGACGUUCAUAUUCCCCAUUUAUUUAUAUAUUAUGCAAUCGUUAAGGUUUAAAUUAGUGAUUUGGUAACUUACUAAUGUUGUGACUUUAUGUAACUGUUUAAGCUUCCUUUACUUCUUAUAUGGAGACAAGGGUGUUUUACGUUA
Erigeron canadensis is the source of this 1127-nucleotide messenger RNA. RefSeq names its product protein Mpv17. NCBI's taxonomy places the organism in Eukaryota, Viridiplantae, Streptophyta, Magnoliopsida, Asterales, Asteraceae. Gene Ontology annotation, cellular component: membrane; cytoplasm. The record is from RefSeq and is a predicted model, not a curated record. The coding region runs from base 72 to 749 and encodes 225 amino acids. The transcript has 6 exons.